Molecule: messenger RNA, 390 nt
Organism: Didymodactylos carnosus
Lineage: Eukaryota; Metazoa; Rotifera; Eurotatoria; Philodinida; Philodinidae
Source: the annotation of a GenBank genome assembly
AUGAAUCGACAAAUAAAUCGUCUUGAAGAACUUCCAUCAGAAAUUAUCAUUCAAAUAUUUCAAAAUAUGUCAUUCGCUUACGAUUUGUAUUCAUCAUUUUUUAACUUGAAUUCACGAUUUAAUUCGUUGCUUAAUUAUUUUGGCUGGAAAAUUGAUUUAACUGAUCCGAAUUUAAAACAAACACGAUAUACUUAUUUAUGUCUUCAAGUAAUUCCUACAAUAACUCCUGCAAAUGUAACUUGUUUAAAAAUUAGUACCGAUAAUUUAUUAGGUUGUGCAAGGACUUAUUUUAAAUUUAAUCAAUUUAUAAACUUAACAACAUUAACAUUGAUUUGUUGUGGUGAUAGACGUGAAUUUUUGUCUGUACCAUUCCUUAUUUUCAGCAAUUAA